Messenger RNA from Spinacia oleracea (spinach), 1950 nucleotides. RefSeq lists its product as uncharacterized. The coding region runs from base 1 to 1950 and encodes 649 amino acids. Lineage: Eukaryota; Viridiplantae; Streptophyta; Magnoliopsida; Caryophyllales; Amaranthaceae. The record is from RefSeq and is a predicted model, not a curated record. The transcript has 4 exons.
AUGAGGCACUCAUUCAAUGAAUGGAUGCAAUCAAUUCAUCAAUCUGCUAAUAUGGUGAGCAAUACUCGAAAUGUUGCUAUUGGUAUGAUUCCUGUACCAAUUUUACAGCAGUUUGAUGAAGUUGCGAAUGAUCAUGUUAGUAGUAUAGAUGCUUAUAGUAAUGCUGAUGAUGAUGUAAAUGAAUUGAAUCCUGUAAUCACCCCUGCUAGCCCUGUUCAGAUUGAGAUUGAUGACAUACAGGAGGAGUUGGAUUUUUGGAAUUCUUCGAUCAUAUGCUAUGUUGUGGGUGCUAACCCCCCAAUUCAUGUGAUGGAAGGGUUCAUUAGAAGGAUCUGGAAAAAGUAUAAUGUGGAUAAUGUGGUGUUAGUGAAGAAGGGGGUAUUCCUAGUUCGAUUUCUCACAAUGGACAUGAGGGACAAUGUGACCUCUGGUCAUUAUUUUUUUGAUAAUAAGCCAAUGGUUGUGAAACCAUGGACUGUGGACAUGGACAUGGAGAAGGAAGAUCUCAAAUCUGUUCCUAUUUGGAUUCAGUUAAGACUGAACUUCAAAUACUGGGGUGAAAAGUCCAUGUUCAAAAUUGUGAGUCAACUAUGUACACCAAUCAAGAGGGACUCUGCUACUGUUCCUGUUACUUAUGAAUGGAGGCCAACUGUUUGUACUAACUGCAAGCAAGUUGGUCAUCUGACUAUUGAUUGUAGGCAUGCUAAGCCUAAGAAAAUAUGGGUGCAGAAGAAACAACAGCCAAUGAUUCCACAACCAGCAGUGAUUGUACCUGAACCAGAUGUAGAUCAGGAGGGUUUCCAAAGAACUCUUAGGCCAAUAAGGGUCAGACCUACUAGUCUAGCUCCUGUUUCAGUUGCAAACCACUUUCAGAGUUUGGAUGAAGAUGCACACAGUGUCUGUAGUACUGCAGGCUUGGAUAGAGGUGAUGAUCUAGAGGAUAAGCAAGAUACUGUGAGGCAAUUUCUUCAUAGGUAUCAUGUGGGUUUAGUUGGACUCCUAGAGCAUAAGGUUAAGCUGCCCAAUUUAGGGAAGCUUUACCAAAGGAUUUUCUCAAACUGGUGCUUUACCAGUAAUGCUAGUUACCAUAAAGGAGGGAGAAUUAUUGUUGCCUGGAAUCCUGGAAGUUUCUCUGUGAACAUUCAGGCUGUUACCAGUCAGCUCAUUCAUUGUUUUGUUCAACCAGUGAGUGGUAAUUUUGGUUUUUUCUGCACUUUCAUUUAUGCUUUUAAUGAUAGUCAUAGCAGGUUAGAAUUGUGGAAGGAUUUGAAAAGUCUGAAUACUCAAGAGCCUUGGAUCUUGUGUGGAGACUUUAAUUGUGUUAUGAAUAUGGAAGAAAGGAUAGGUUCUAUUGUUAGACACACUGAAAUUGUUGAUAUGUGUGAGUGUAUGCAGCACUGUGAAAUGGAAGAUAUUAAAAGUGUGGGCAACUUUUACACUUGGAAUAAUAAACAGCAUGGUGCAUCCAGAGUGUUUUCUAAGCUAGAUAGGGUGAUGGCAAAUCCUAAAUGGCAAAGUAUCUAUGGUUCUGCUGAGGUGUGUUUUAUGACUGAGGGUUAUUUUGAUCACGCCCCUGGUGUGUUGACAGUCUAUCCCAGGAGCUCAGGAGGGAAAAAUCCCUUCAAAUACUUUACUAUGUGGAUAACUGCUUCUCAAUUUAGGAGUAUGAUCCAAACUCAAUGGGAUAGUCAAGUGCAGGGUAGUAAGAUGUAUUGUGUGGUCCAUAAGCUGAAAAGGGUGAAAAUUGCACUUAAGGAAUUGAACAAGGUUGUUUCAAUGAUAUUCAAGCUGCUGAUCUUCAGAAUUACAGGCAGUUCAGGAGUACAAGAUCAAACAUUGAGCUUAUGUGGAUUUUUUGAGACAAAGUCUAAAGCUGCUUGGAUUAAAGAUGGUGAUGAGAACACUGCUCUUUUUCACCAAAGCAUCAAGGCUAGGAACAGUCAGAAUUAA